CUAUUUAUUACCCUCCCCUCCCCUCUCCUCAUUCAAAACAUUCAUUAUUUAUAGCAACCUUUUCAAGAUCCACUGCUACAAUUUGCGUUUGCCCAAAUCAAAACAACAUUCGACCUCUGCCCAUAGUUUUCUUUUUGGUUUUGAAGGGAUUCUAGGAUUGUCUUUGUGGGUGAUCUUGAGAGAAUGGCAAGUGCAGCAGCUGUUGGGAUGAUGGGAGGAAAUGGGGGUGCUGUGUCCUCGAGCUCUUGGUUUCAAAUCAAGAACAGGAGGAAGAAGAACAAUAAAGAUAAUAUGGGGAGAGAUAGAGUCAGGACUUUUUGUGCUUCUUCCUAUUCAUCUUCUUCUUCUUCUUCUGUUAUGGACCCUUAUAAGACUCUUAAGAUCCAACCUGGUGCUUCUGAGUCUGAGGUCAAGAAAGCUUUUAGACAGCUUGCUCUGCAGUAUCAUCCAGAUGUAUGCAGAGGAAGCAAUUGUGGUGUACAGUUUAGUCUGAUCAAUGAAGCCUAUGAUAUUGUGAUGAGUAAUUUGAGGGAAGAACCAGAUGAAUCAUCACAGAUGUACAGGUCUUAUGAGCCAUCGGAUCAAGGAAUUGAUGAGCCUAUGAGAGGAAUGAACGAUCCAGAUUGGGAUAUGUGGGAAGAAUGGAUGGGGUGGGAAGGAGCUGGGAUUCGUGACUACUCAUCUCAUAUUAAUCCUUACAUUUAAGAAAAUAAAAAUAAAAAACUGUAAAUGAUAAGUUUUAAUGUGUGAAUUAAAAUUAAGCCCCCCUCCAUCUUCCAGCCAAAAUUAUAACGGUUGCGUCUAUUGUACAUAAUUAGAUGUGGGGACUGUUUCUAAUUUCACUUCUUUUUUUUUUCCAUGUAAAGUUGCUGAGCCUAUCCAUUACAUAUGCUGAUGGAAGGCAGCACCAAAAUAAUUUAUCACCAUUAUUGGCUA
Molecule: messenger RNA, 936 nt
Organism: Populus trichocarpa (black cottonwood)
Lineage: Eukaryota; Viridiplantae; Streptophyta; Magnoliopsida; Malpighiales; Salicaceae
Product: chaperone protein dnaJ 8, chloroplastic
Exons: 3
Coding region: 184-705 (173 amino acids)
Source: RefSeq, a predicted model, not a curated record